This is a messenger RNA of Effrenium voratum, 504 nucleotides long. The record is from the annotation of a GenBank genome assembly. Lineage: Eukaryota; Dinophyceae; Suessiales; Symbiodiniaceae.
AUGCGGAUGGCCCUUUCCACCCACAUGGAAUCAGAGCAUGUCCCAUGUUCCUCAGCUGGUCUCAUUUGGACCUUCGCAGAGGCCAGGGCCUUCCGCAGCAGUGCUGUGCGCCUCUCGGAGGGCCCGCCCUGCGGCACGGCCUGCGCCACGCCGACCAAGUGUGCGCCGGAGAGCACCGCAAAGGCAGACAUCGCGCACAAGGCGGUCGGCAGUGCUGGCGCGACCUACGGGUACUCCAAGAAGUUCGCGGAAGGCUGGGACCGGAUUUUUGCCAAGGGCGCCUCGGCAGCCAUGAUGCUUUCUGGCAUCACCGGCAUGGCAUUGAUGCUGCGGUGCAGGGCUCAGCGGUUCCUCACGCAGGCGGCGGAGGAGCUCCCGCAGCACUGCGUAAACUUGGAGCAGGCAGCUGCCUGGGGCUACAAGCCGGGAGACCGGGUGCAGCGGGACAGGCGUGUGUCCUUCACCAUGCGGCACCUGCUUCCGCGGUGCGCGUGCCAGGGCUGA